GCCAUCGGUUUCCGAUUUUCUUCAAUUCUAUAACGUAACUUUGUCGGUAAGUCUCUGAUCGUCGAGCACGUGACUUCCCUCCGGCCGCCGCAUUUCCUUCCCCUUGCCUUGAUCUCUGAUUACCUGACCGGAAAUUCCCCUUCGUUCGAGUUUAUUUUCCCGGUGCUAUGAGAUUUUGUACUUGAACAAUUUCUUACAGAUCCCUGGACUCCUACCGAGUUUGAAGAGUUUUGGAAUUCUUUGCAACGAGAAUUCGCGCUCUUUUUCCUUCUCCCCAUGGCGUCGAGGAAUCGGACUUUGAUUUUUAGGAAAUACAGGGACGCGUUGAGGAGUGUGAGGGUUCCUACCGGCUCUUCGCCUGCUUCUGCAUCGCCAUCGACUAGCUCUGGCACUGGUGGACCGGUGAUUGAAUUGGUUAGCUCGUCGUUGUUGCAUCCGAAUCGGUCGUACGCUCCCUUAAGUACUGAGGAUCCGGGUAAUUCAAGUAAGGGUGCUCUUACUGUGGGUCUACCUCCGGCUUGGGUGGAUGUAUCCGAAGAAAUAGCUGCAAAUGUGCAGCGUGCACGAGUAAAGAUGAUGGAGUUAGCUAAAGCUCAUGCAAAGGCUUUAAUGCCUUCAUUUGGAGAUGAUAAAGAAGAUCAACGGUUAAUUGAAUCUCUCACGCAAGACAUAACUAACUUAAUCAAGAAAUCGGAGAAGGGGCUCAAGAGAUUUUCCGUAGCUGGACCUUCAGAAGAUUCCAAUAUCAGAAAAAAUGUUCAGCGAUCUCUUGCCACUGACCUUCAGAACCUCUCCAUGGAGCUUCGCAAGAAACAAUCAACUUAUUUAAAGCGCCUACGGCAGCAAAAAGAGGUCUGGGAAGAAUAUUUCAUUCAGCAUUUCAAUUCCACAUUUCCAUCAUCAAAAUUACUUUG
This is a messenger RNA of Cucurbita pepo subsp. pepo (vegetable marrow), 914 nucleotides long. NCBI's taxonomy places the organism in Eukaryota, Viridiplantae, Streptophyta, Magnoliopsida, Cucurbitales, Cucurbitaceae. The record is from RefSeq and is a predicted model, not a curated record.